GGCUAAAGCGGAGAAGGCAGGCUGCAAGAGCUGCUGAUGUGCAGACCAUUCUCUAGCAGUUUUUUUUUUCGUUGAACGAGUUGUAAAGUUUUAAUCGCUGACUGGUUUUGUGUUAGAAACGCUGCUUUUUUAGGAGGAAUUAAAAAAACAAAAGAUGAAUCGUGCAGGUUCGGAAACGUGAGGAAAAGUAAGAGGAUCGAUGCAUCUUUGGAACGUGUAUUGUUUGCAAAAUACAUUUCCUGUGUUUGACAGCCAAAGAAAGAGAGGAGGAGGAGUAGAAAAAAAGAAGACUCUCGCUUUCAAAGUUAUAAUUGUGGAUAAUCACAUUUCUUUAAAAAAUAUUUUUCUUUAAAAAAUUGCUUAGAACCGGAUCUGUUUCUGAAAGUGUCCUCUUCAGUUUUGCUUCUAACUAUUUUAAAGGAAGGUUACAGUACAAAUGUGCGACUUGAUGCCAUCAACACAGCCUACCGAAAAAAUUGGCAAAAUGAAAAAACUGAGAAGAACUUUAUCGGAGAGUUUUAGCCGAAUUGCUUUCAAAAAAGAUGACAGCGGCUUUGACGAGAUAUGUGUCACAAAGAUGUCUACUCGAAAUUGUCAGGGAAUGGACUCGGUGAUCAAACACCUGGACACUAUUCCUGAAGACAAAAAGGUCAGGGUGCAAAGAACACAGAGCAGCUUUGAUCCUUUCGAGAAACCAACAAAUCAGGUGAAGAGAGUCCAUUCGGAAAAUAAUGCCUGCAUUAACUUCAAGGGCUCCUCAGCAGGGAAAGAAUCUCCAAAAGUACGGCGACAUUCAAGUCCGAGUUCGCCGACAAGCCCAAAGUUUGGGAAAGCGGACUCUUAUGAAAAACUUGAAAAAUUAGGUGAAGGCUCUUAUGCCACGGUAUACAAAGGGAAAAGCAAGGUAAAUGGGAAGCUAGUUGCACUGAAAGUGAUCAGGUUACAAGAAGAGGAAGGCACGCCGUUUACUGCAAUCAGGGAAGCCUCACUUCUGAAAGGCCUGAAACACGCCAACAUUGUGCUGCUGCAUGAUAUCAUUCACACAAAGGAAACCUUAACGCUUGUCUUUGAAUAUGUGCACACUGAUUUAUGCCAGUACAUGGAUAAACAUCCAGGGGGUCUUCAUCCUGACAAUGUAAAGUUAUUUUUAUUUCAAUUACUCCGUGGAUUGUCCUACAUCCAUCAACGUUACAUUCUGCACAGGGACCUGAAACCUCAGAACCUACUCAUAAGUGACACUGGAGAAUUAAAGCUGGCUGACUUUGGCCUCGCCAGAGCCAAGUCAGUCCCAAGUCACACCUACUCUAAUGAGGUGGUCACUCUGUGGUAUAGACCUCCAGAUGUCCUCUUGGGCUCUACAGACUAUUCCACCUGCCUUGAUAUGUGGGGUGUGGGAUGUAUCUUUGUAGAGAUGAUCCAAGGAGUCGCUGCAUUUCCCGGAAUGAAAGAUAUCCAGGAUCAACUGGAAAGAAUAUUUUUGGUUUUGGGCACACCAAGUGAAGAUACGUGGCCAGGAGUUCACUCUCUACCACACUUCAAACCAGAUCGGUUUACCCAAUACAGUUCCAAGAAACUUAGACAAGCAUGGAAUAAACUAGGUUAUGUGAAUCAUGCAGAGGAGCUUGCCUCCAAAUUUCUUCAGUGCUUCCCAAAGAACAGGCUGUCAGCUCAGGCAGCCCUGAGCCACGAGUACUUCAGUGAUCUUCCCCCUCGGCUCUGGGAGCUUCCUGACAUGUCAUCUGUAUUUACUGUUCCCAAUAUCAAGUUGCUUCCUGAAACAGAAGACAGUGUCAGGGUCUGUGGGAAAACCAACAGUAAAGGUCUGACCAACAGCAAGCACUAACAGCCUAAGGGAUCUUAUCAGGGCAGGAACAUAGAUUCAUGCUGUCGACAGUAUCAAGGAUCAUCAAGCAGCAAGAAGAAAUGUUGGAUGAUGAAAAAAUACAUUUUUCUCAUGCCAUGUUUUAGUUUCUAGCUAAAACAAGGUGGCAAACCUUUUGGCUUCCCUCCUAUGUAUCUGCAGAUGUAUUUUAUGAUUUUGACCGUCAAACCCCAAUGCGCAUGGAACUCCUCUGGCUUUUCAUUGGUCGAUUGUUGAGUUGGUUUACUAUUUUCUGGGAUGUACUUUUUUGCUGCUUUUGCUGCUCUAUCGUAAAGUGACUGACAAACUGUACUUGAGUGUCAUCAGUAGGCUUUCCCAUGACACCACCCACUGUGACAAAAGGUGUUACUUUAUGGAUGGUAUCUUUUUUUAAUUUAUUUAUUUAUUUUUUGGUUUUGUCAUUAACCAGAAUCUAAUCAUGUGAGGAAUAACCAUUGCUCCCAAUAGAGCAGCCGAAGAAAUAUCAAGGCAAUAAGAAUUUCCAUUAAGUACAGUAUAAAUGUUAAAAAAUGAGCAACAUUAUUUACACAUUAGCAAAUGAGUCAGUGUUUUUAUUUGGAGUCGGUCCAUGAGGUUUAACCAAUACUACUUUACAGCUAAUGUUUAAGAGCUGAUUUGUGUUUGAAGUCGCACAUCUUUUCAGUUAAAUUUUGUUUCCUGUGUUUAGAAAAAAUCCAUUUUAACACUUUUAUUAAAUGUGUGUUCAUAGUUGGCAUGUUUAUAUACAGUAUCAAUGCACACAGAUUAUACUGUAGGUGUACAGUAUAGAUUUAAUGCACUGCUUUUAAUAAUUGGUAAAGUACUGUUGGCAGUAAACAGUAAAACUUCUUCCCGUCAUGCCUGCAGCCUCCCAGCUGGCCAGAAGCUGCACCUCAUUCAGCCUCUGCAGGGGUGACUUUCCAUGGUAAUAAUUUUUUUUUUUUUUCACUGCCUAACUCUCCAUCAUACACACAGAAGUUGAGAUUUCAUCCUGAGAUGUUAUAUUUGAAAGCUGUAUUUUUUUGAAUUUACUAAUGUUGGGAUUUUUGCAAUUUUAUAUAGAUAAAUUGCUUAAAAAAAGCAACAUAUGCAUUUUUAAUAUUAGAAUAUUAAUUGCGUCCACAGCUGAGUUUUUGUUUUUUUAACAAAAUUAAGGAAAAAGCAAUAUGUAUUUUGCAUUACUUUAACUAAGUCCUCUUCAAUAAUUUUAUAUACUAAAUAGUUUGACCCCAUAGCCUUUGGAUUCACUUGAUAACAUUAACAGCUGAGAAAAUGCAUGGGAUUUUAUGUUUAACAUCUUCUGUUGGCAAAAGCCACUCCUGUGUUCUUUAGGCCUACUUAUGGUUCCAAAUAAUUAACGUUCAUAAAACUUAAAUUUAUGUGGAACAAUACAGCUUUUCGUCAAAUUAUUGUAUGUGUGUUUUAUACACCUUUACAAGGUCACUUUCAGUACAGUUGUUGGCAAUUCAGUGCCUUACUUUAAUUCUCAUAAGGAAAAACCAACCAAGUAAAUAUCAGAAUACAAUAGUGACAUUGUGGUGAUUGCAUUACUUUGAACAGAUUAUUUUCAUAUUCUAAAGAAAAUUUAUUACAUUUCCAUUAUAUUAUGUUUAUUUGCAUAGCUCUUUAAAUUUUUAUUUCUUUUACUAUUUCAUCUAACUGAAUGAAUGCUUCACUUUAUUUUCAUUAGGUUUGUAGUGGAAUAUACCGGUAUAAAUUAAACUAGUCAACCAUUUGUUAAACACUUCUGUUCUCAAUUAUCUAUUUAAAUGGCAAUAUAAUUAAUUUUGCAAAUAUUAUGAUGCACACUUAGCAGUGAUAUUGGACUCAUUUAAUUCAUCCUUCAGUUAUUGUACACCGCCAAGUCCUAAGCCAAGUGGCUUGGCCACAUUCUGGCAUUAUAUUGCAGAGAAAUAAGCUGUUGCAUAAUGCAAUAAUAUAGAGUAGUUGUCUAUUAGGCUAUUUCUUGGGGUAUUGCAGUUUUCUCUAAAUAAUGUUUGUGUUACAAUGGGCUGGGCCAGCACCCCAUUCUGGAUUGAUUCCUGUGGAUGCUGCCAUAAAAGGUUCCAGUUCCCACCUGCCUUGUAUUAGACUAAGGGGGUGCUGAUAAUGGAUGGAUUGGUAGAUGAAAUAUCAGCUGGAGAGCUUCCCAAUGGUGCAUUGAUCACCACUGCUGCCUCAGGUCGCGAUUUCAUUAGGAAUUGCCUGUUUAUCCCAUGUCCAUGCAGGGCUUCUCCACUACUUCCUGAUAUCUCCAACAUAUUGUUAUUUAAGUAAGUUGUGACUUGUUCAGAAUUAGUGCAUGCAAAGUUGUGCAUGUGUGAGCAUAAACUGCCAUGACCUCCCAUCCAGGGAUAAUUCAUGCUUUAUGUCCAAUGCUGUCAAACUAGAUUUCAAUUGCUUUUGGUUCUGUAUUUGAAAACAAAUACAAGUUCAGACAGCAAAUGGAUGGUUUUAUAUUGCUAGCCUCUCAAUAAAGCCAGCAUCAUUAAUAGGCUAUAAUUUGUGUUGCUUAAUACGCAAGAUUCAUUACAUAUAUCCAGAGGCUAUAGUAAAAGAAAUCAAAACAUAAACAAAAGCUUGACAUGUUUAAAAUUUAACAUCUUGGCUGGAAGGUGUAAGGUAGGUGCACAGUCAGGUGCACGGCUCAUGUCUUCCAUACAACUGGAAGAUUGCAGUCUUUGAUUCUGUUUCCAGGAUUAAAUCACCUCUUUUCCUUUUUGUGACGAGCCAAACACUAAUACAGGGUGUAAACUGAAAAUGAGAUUAUUGUUUGAAUAGAGGGAUGAAUCAGGUUGCUGUAACAAAAUGGGAGAAAAUGUAAAAAACGACUUUCUUCCUCUGUUCAGAGGAAAGAAGAGUUACAAUCUUGAAACCCUAUUUUUUUGUUUUAGUAUAGUUUAUAUGCUUCUUUACCAAAGCACUUUUAUCAAAAGAAAAAAAAAAGUUAAUACUGUACAUUCCACUUUAAAAUUAGGUCAGUGUGAACCUAAAUCAUUUUUAAAAAAGCAAUGUAUUAUUUGAAAAAUAAAGUUAUGUGGUACAAAAAUAUGUACUUUAUUCAUUACUAUUCAUCUAAUGGAUCACAUUUUAAAUGUCUUAGAGUUCAUACAUGUGAUGCUUUAAAUGGAACUCUCUUCAAAUUAAGAUUUUACUCAGCUUAAAAGCUGGGACAGUAUUAUUGCAUAUACAACAAGCACGUGUGUAUAUGUCUAUUUAUAUACUAUACAUAUAUAUAUAACAGUAGGUCCCAUAUCUUUGGGUUUCUUUUAUUCCAGAAUUUCAUCAUAUUUGCUGUUCUAGGAGAAUCUCUCAUUAUUUCAAUUACUAGGGUAAGAACUGUUAUUAAAUGACGUGAAAUUCUGUGUUUUUGUCAGUAAACUACAUGCAUUAUGAUGUCAGCGGCUCAUUUUUGUGGAGGAAUAUUUCAGAUGAAAUUAACCAAACAAAUUAAUACACAAAUCAAUAAAUGUACUGUGAAAUGUGAGAAUAAAAAUGAAAAUGAUAUAUGAGCAUAAGUUGUUAAAUGUGUAAUGAUAUAUGUGUUUUUGUUGUUUAUUUAUCUAUGUAUUUAAUUAUUACAGCAACAUACAAUUCAGCUUGAAAUUUCAUCCAUCACAGUUGAGAGGGUGGGCUCUAGUGAGUACUGCGUUUUGAUUGGUGAAUCUUCAGUGAAGCAGAUGCUCAAAGUUGUGACUGUGCACAUCUAUGGCAGAUACGAGUGCAAGAAAAGUUAACCAGAAUUAUUGUGAGAAGUGGCUACUUUAAAUUGAGAAGCUCUGAAUUCAUCACGAGGAGUCAGCAUAUAAAUGUGGCCAAUGAUAGCCGAAUAUUUACAUCCACCCUACUGAAAAUUCACCAAUCAAAACACAGUACUUUUAAAAGCCCACCCUCUCAACUUUGAUGGUGGAAAAUGGCAGCUUUUAUUUACAAGACAUAUUUCUUAUUGAAUGCAGAGUCACUGAAAACGUUUUUAAUGAAAUUAAAUUCAUACAUAAAGAAAUAAGCCACAAAAACAUAUUUCAUGAAACAUUUUUUGUAUUUAUGUUCAUAUAUAAUUGUAUUCUUAAUACUUUAUUAUCACAUUUCACAAUACAUUUAUUUAUUGGAGUAUUUUCUUCAAAAUAUUUCUCUACUGACUUUAAAGUAAAAGGUUCAAAGUGAAUAACAGUCUGAGAUUAAUAAUAUUGAUGUUGUUAAAGUAAUAUUAGGAACCCCAUGAUAUCAGAUCAUAUAUAAACACAGUCCUAUACACAAACAUGCAAAUAUAAUAAUUGUUGGGAAUUGCUUUUAAAUGCAACAUUUCCCUUUUGAGCCUAUUCACUAUAGUCUGUGCAUUCACUCAACUGUAGAAAAUGUAUGUAAAAAUCUGUGUAGUGUUUACAAAAUGUGUGUCGGUGUAUGUUUAAAUUGAUAAUGUUUCCAAUGCACACAGGUAUCUGACUUCUAAAUUUGGUAUAUUAAACCUGCCUGAGAUUUUCUGGAUAUUUAAGACGCACAAAAUUUGCAUCAUACACAUGUACCCAAAAAUGAUGUACAGGCAAGUAAAAUGUCACAACAAUAAACCGAAGCCGCUAAUACUAUGUUUAGAAAAUAGGAAACUUCACUUUGUAUCCCUUCAGACAAACUUUCUGGAGCACACAGUGGGCUUAUCUCAUUCUCCUGUCUCUCCGUGGUGUACUGCCAACACUUUCUGACCAUAAAAUCAGUAAGUGUGAGCAAAAAAAUAGUAGUGUAUUAGAUGGUAAAAAAAGGAUUUUGGGAUCAGAAAAAUAAGACAAGACCUAAAACACAUGUGGAUGUGUGUACGGCCAACAACACCAAAACCUCCUCUGUAUGAUGCAAAUGUCUCACGACUCUCUCAGUCAAAACUGGUAGCUACAAUCAUGCAAUCAUGCAGUGCACUUUAGACACAUCAUUCCAGGCAGGUUCCAAAAUUCUGUCAUGCUGGGCAAAUAAAAAUGUUCCCCAAUACAACUUUGGGUUAUCAUUAAAUUUUACUGACAAGCUAGUGCAAAAUCUCAGUUAUACUGAAAAAUAUCAAAUAAUUUAAAUGGUUGUAUAAAAUUUGCUUAAUGAUAGGUGACCAGACGUCCCUUUUGUCCAGGGCAGUCCCAUUUUCGGGCUCCUGUUUAAUAAAUGAAAUAUAACCAAAUGUCCCGUUUUUAACAGACCAACUAACUAUAUGAACAAGCACGAAACUCCAAGGGGACUCCACACCACCACCUCUUUGCUCAUCGUUUUAAUAUACGCUUAACAAUGCACUUGAAACUCCAAGGGAGACCUAAUUGCUGUUUAAUCACAGGAUUAAUAAGUUGUGUCCCAGCUUGGGACUUUGAAAAUCAGGUCACCCUUCUUAAUGCUGUAUAUGACUCAAUUAGACACUUCACCUGCAGCAUAAAUCCAGGAACUUGUAAGCCAGGUGAUGUGGAGAUUUAGCUGGUGUGCCAUUUUAGGCUUCAGGGUUUCUGUGCAGACAUCGGUACAGCGUAUACAGUGCCUUGAAAAAGAGCAGCAUGUGCAAACUUGACAGACACUCCAAGAGACGUAAAGCUUUUUGUAGUGAUGCGUGCUUCCACCAAAUAUUAAAGUUUGCACACAGAAUAUUUAUGUAAGAAAACUGGUUUUUAUUAUUAAUAUUUGCUGCCUUUACGGCCUUAUACAUUUUAAGCAUAAACAUACUACAUUCUUAAUAUGGUUUUCUAUGAUCUUAAACACAAAACUUGCAUAGCAAAAGCUUCAUAUUUUGUCAUCACUUUCAUAAAAUUUGUUGGACUUGUACUUUUGAAAUAACUAAUAAUAUAAAACUAAUUUAACCAAAAAGUCUGAAAAUGUGAGAUUUAAGUAUCUGAACCAAAUCGGCAAUAUGUCAUUUUAACCAGCAAAAUUUGAAAACUUUUGCAAGGCACUGUAUGGAUGCACACAUACAUUUUUUUGCACAUUGCAGGUUUAGAAAUACGUGUUUCCACCUCAUUAUUCUUUGAAUUAAUAAAACACAUAUCAUUAAAAUUUAUAGUCACAUAAAAACUGAGAUAUUGUGCCAUCUCUAGAGGAUGAUUUUGUUUUGCUUGGUAAAUGAUGGGAUUUCAAGAUAUAAUGAGUAUAACGGAUGCAUCCAAAAUAUUAUGCAUUAGAAAAUGCAAAUAAUAAGUUGAGGUGGUCAUGGUGACAUAAUCAUACACGUCAUAGCGUUUAGUGUUCACUGCCCCAUUACAGCUCAUUAUUUUACCAUCCUUUGCACGAUAGAUGAUGGUACUUUUUUUCUAAUCAGGUGACGUCAACACAUUUUUCUUAUUUUACACAUAACCAUACUGUUGACCAAUUCAUUUUAAUCCCAUUGAAGAUGAUCUUAUUGUCUCUGUGAAUAUGCGUUUCCAAAUGUUUUCCAUUUGAAAGGCUUUCUAAAUAUGAAGGAAGAGUAAUAAAACUAUGGAGUGGCUGUAUUAUUGCACAUUAGCACUGUGACAGUUAUGACACGUUACUGAAAGUAUAAUUGAUGAUUUUUCUUUCGAUUUCUUUAGAAAACUUUUACAAAAAGAUAUUUAAAGCAAUCACUCCUGUGAUUUAUAAAGUUGUUUGACAUGUUAUGGAAUGUGAUGUCAGUAAUAUGUUAUUCUUGUAUACUUAUGUUUAUCUGUGAAUAUUUAAACAUUUUGUAACCUUUGUUAUAUACUAUUAAAGCUGUAUAUAUAAAGGGGGUGUCAGUUCCCCAUUAAUCUGCAUACUGGUAAUGCUUUAGGAUGUCGCAUUUUGGGUUAUGAAUGUCCUCCUCUCAUCAUCAAGUUUUGAAAAUUAAGAGGAGAACACCAUAGGACUUUAUGGCCUUAUACUGUACAUUUUAGGCAUAAACGUACUCGAUAGGAAGGCGGACGUUCUUAUUAUGCUUUCCUGUGAUCUUAAACACAAAAUCUGCAUAAUGAAAGCUUCAUAUUUUGUCAUCUCUUUUAUAUAAUGCGCUGAAAUGCAUACUUUUGAAAAGUGGUUAGAAAGCAUUAAAAAAGUGGUGGUGCAAUGCAAGACCAAUACACUUUAUAAAGUCUUUAGAGUAUAGUACGAUAGCAUAAAUGUUGCAUUAUUUGUUACAAUCUAUAUGUAGUGUAAUUAUGGAAGAUGUAAUGUCCUUCUGUAUCUGUUGUUUAUUGUUACAUAAGAAUAAAGUCUCUUAAUGCCUUGGA
Messenger RNA from Polypterus senegalus (gray bichir), 9036 nucleotides. RefSeq names its product cyclin-dependent kinase 14 (gene cdk14). Gene Ontology annotation, biological process: protein phosphorylation. Bases 437 to 1843 code for a protein of 468 amino acids. Gene Ontology annotation, molecular function: cyclin binding; cyclin-dependent protein serine/threonine kinase activity; ATP binding. The record is from RefSeq and is a predicted model, not a curated record. NCBI's taxonomy places the organism in Eukaryota, Metazoa, Chordata, Cladistia, Polypteriformes, Polypteridae. The transcript is spliced from 15 exons. Gene Ontology annotation, cellular component: cytoplasm; cytosol; nucleus.